AUGCUGUCACCUGUCAAGUUUGAUAAGGUUUCACACACUAAAGCUGCCAGUCCCCGGCUAUCGACCCUCACUCAUUUGCCGUUGCUUCGCAACCCGCUCCUCAACAAUAUCUUCAACAACCCGCCCAGACACCACUCCACCAAAUUCAAAGCCAUUGUUGCCAGUCUAAGCGAGCUACACGCUCAAUGCAUCGUUUUAGUUCCCCCGACAGAAACCCUCAUUCACUCUCGAGAUUCGAUUUCGGGGAAGCCGUACCAUGAGUUGAGCUACAAUGAGGAUUUCAUCUCUUCCCACAUCGCCAGACCGUCUCCUGUUGCUAAUGAUCCCACGCCAGGGAGGUUUACAUCUGCAACCUCUCCCUUGUCCUACACCACGCUUAAUGGAAAAACCAUCCUCGUCAAGGGGGACCGUAUCUUCAAGCUCAGCGGGUUUAGGGUGGACGCCUCGAGGCCCAGCUCCCUCGAAGACCCAGUGUUGGUCACUCACGUGGACUUGUUCCCGAACUUUGCUGGUUACUUCCCGAUGGGUGCUUUGUUCCAGGUGAUGCACAUUUCCGAGCCACUUGACGGCAUCCCUGUGAAUCUGAAGCGGGUCUACGUCAAGCAAACCAUAUCUGAGAGUACGGUGACUGUCAAAAGCCCCACCUCUUCGCUCCGCAAGUCUACCGAUAUAAGCAUUGAGUCGUUUGAGACGAUUCUUCGGCGCUACCCCUUGAUCACCAAAUUUGUUGGAAAGGAGUACACUAGUCUCUUUGAAAAGUUCACCUUAAAGCCUCCGAUGCCAGAGGAUACAGAAGCGAUGUGCGUGGCUCAGCUCGAGAAAAAGUUCCUAACUACAUACAACCAAGCGUGCUACAUCUUCAACCAAAAGGUACCAGUAUCGCUUCUUCGGGAGGUUGUGCGCGAGUUUCCCGACCCCUCCAACGUUGACUUCAACGCUGUUAUCCACGACUACGUCGAGACCAACAUGUAUGAUCGCAUCUGGGCCGCUCUUCUCUGGAUUGACGGUAAAGCACAAGUAGAGCUGGACGGCUCCCAGACCGACGGGCUUUGUCUGCCAGAAAUCUACGAAUCCCUUGCAUCCCUCACCUUGAACCAGGUAGGGCUCCCUUCGGGUUUUACCACCACAGAGAUUAACUCCAUUUCGAAACACGUGAGGCUAGCCAUUGAAACGUUUAGAGGACUUUCAUGGGCAAACAGCAGCGAUUUGAAACGAAAGGUACUUCUCAAGACGUUUCAUAUCUUGACCACCAUCCCUGCUCUGGGAGUUAAGGACCGUAAGUUGGUUAUCGAUGCAGACACAUUAGUCUCUAUUCUUCAUUUGGUGGUUGUGCACUCACGUGUCCCUCAUUUGCCUGUCCAUAUCACAUACUUGCGCCAAUUUUCGUACAAAGCAGCGCCAAACACCGCAGUAUACUCCUUUUCUGGCUUCCCCGACGACUUAAAUAGCGCCGGAAUGUUCAGCUAUGUGUUGUCCACGGUGGAAGCGGUAGUGUACCAUUUACUGACAGAUUCAGAACACUUACUACUGCUCCAACAGUGCUCAGCCCGCAAUCGUGAACUUUGGAAUCUCAUUGAGUCACAGGACCAGCAAGCAUUGGCUGUGUACAUGGAGAGGGAAAUCCCUGCAGUAUCUGCCGUGCCAUUUUCGGAGCACGCCUUGUGGAGCAGGGACGUUGAGCUGGGAGAUUCGUGCUUGAUGAAGGCAGUUCAGGCCAACGCGGGUUUUUUUCGGGCGUUUUUUGACCACACUGAGACCUUGUUCAUGUUGGAAGACCUUUUGGCCGAUGAAAAUCAUGAGGGCACUACAUUAGUGGUGGCUGCUCUUAGAUCGGAGUGCACAGAGAACGUGGACUUGAUGGUGCAAACCCUUUUUGCAUCCGACUUAACGUCAGCGGAACUAUCGCUCUAUUUCAACCGACACGACCAGUACAACCGCCAUGUGGGUCACUACUUGUUCCAUGACUACCAGUUAUUGGAAUCUUUCCCGGAGAUUGGCGACUUGCUCGACUGGGAGGACAAGGAUAUCAACGGUUCUACCGCACUUGUGGCCAUUUUCCGGAGCUACGACCACCAUCACUACCUGAGGAUGAUUGAAAGCGCCUUGCACAGCUGCUUGCACUGGUACAGUUCACAGGGAAAGGUGUUCGACUAUUCGAAGCAUGUAGACGAUCGAGGCAACACCUUAGUCCACAUUGUCCAGGACGACCUUUCUGGAAUUCUCCGGAUUCUCCGAGAGAGCAAUGCGUUGGGGAUCGAUUUGAACCAGAAAAACCACAAGUCAUUGACCCCGCUCAUGAUUUAUGCCAAGUACAACCGUGCGGCUAAUAUCGGGACGUUGUUGAAGGAUGACAGGAUAUCGAUCAAAGAGAGUAACCGAGACCAUUGGAACAUCUUUGACUAUAUUGUCAAAACUCCAGAGAUCGAAAUGCCCAUCACUGCUCGGUGGUUUGAAACCAAUGUCCCAAAAGUUCACUCUCGUCAAAUUGGCGUCCUCAAUGGGCGGUAUGACACAACCAACAACGAGUGGAAGUUAUUGACCAAGGGUGCCAUUCACGAGAAAGCCCACACUACCAUGUGGUAUAGCAAGUACAACCAAGAGUCUACCUUCCGGUUACUUAUGGACUUGUUCCGUCGUGAGUUUGUAUGUGGGCUUGUUAUGUCGCCAGACGAGGUGCUACAGAACUUUCCGGUGAAAGGUGGGGGGCCUUCGGCGAAUGGCAAUGUCAUGCCAUUGCUGUUUAAAAAGAUCCGUGUGGAUCGUCUCAUCGACCAGUUGAACAAGUGGUUUGUCUUUAUCAGCUUUAACGAGUUGCUCAUGGAGCACGAACUUCUAUGGGAGUUUGUUAUCUUACCGGACUUUCCAGAUAUGCGAGAGUCUCUCGAGGCUCGUAUUGAUGAGAAGGUGGCCAACGGGAUUGACAUUUACAAGGACAGGGUGUUUCUGGUGCAGGAAAUCAACGCGGUGGAGGUAUUCCUUACCUGUUCAUGCCUUGAGCUAUCGAAGCAGGCCAAGUUUUUUGAACGACUUUACCGCGUGGCCACCUUUAGCUUUUUGAAGCACCGGGACUUGCUUGCGUCUGAGUCCGAACUUAUACCCGAAAGUUUGGUGGGAGUGCCAUUUGUACUCACGCAAUUACAAGAUACCUUGGACGGUGUCAACAAACGUGACCUUUGCUCCCCGCAGUGCCAAUUGAAGGAGUACAUGUUGCUUUUCAAGCAACUGGUGGAGGAACUCGCUGGAAAAAUGCACGUGUCGCUCAAGCGCAUCAACGAGUGGUGGGCCGUUCACCGGUUGAUCACCGCAAACAACAAAGAAUUGCUUAGAUUGGAAGGACUUAUGAAGCCAGAGAUAGCCCUUUCAGUGAGCCCGAGGGAGGAGGAGGAGGAAGAUGCCGACGAUAACGCUACGGUUUUCACCACCUUGUCAAGCGAGAGCGCCCUCAUGCCGGGUUCAUUAAUGCCACAGGAAACGGCACAUGGUUUUGACGAGACCGCACCGCUGUCAGACACCCCCACCUCCGUGCAAGUAGAAACGCACUUGAGCAAAGUGGCCUCGACUGCCUCGGCGCUACUGUUCUUUGUCAAGAUUGAAUCGAAACAUGACAAGUACAAACGGUUGUUGGUGACGCGCAGCACCUUGACGACCACUAUCAUGGCUUUGAAUAAACGGAUUGCGUUUGAUCAGGCAAGUUUUGGAACCGAAUUAAGGAACUUGAAGGCCAUGAGGGAAGGUGUUAUGCGGUUUGCCAUGACCCAGUUUGCUCAGGAAUCGGUUCGGGUACAGAAAUGCCGCUUGGGGGGGCUACGAGAGAGUUUGGAGAAGUUGAGAGGCUGA
Messenger RNA from Babjeviella inositovora NRRL Y-12698, 3837 nucleotides. RefSeq lists its product as uncharacterized. Gene Ontology annotation, molecular function: guanyl-nucleotide exchange factor activity; SNARE binding. Gene Ontology annotation, cellular component: plasma membrane; late endosome; early endosome. The transcript has a single exon. The record is from RefSeq and is a predicted model, not a curated record. Lineage: Eukaryota; Fungi; Ascomycota; Pichiomycetes; Serinales. The coding region runs from base 1 to 3837 and encodes 1278 amino acids. Gene Ontology annotation, biological process: early endosome to late endosome transport.